AUGGAGUCCUCCACUCUUCCCCCAGAUAUGUUAUUCGAAAUCUUUAGCCGAACAAAUCUAAAGACUAUUGGGCGAUGCAGAAUGGUCUCCAAGGAUUUGAACUUGAUCACCUAUGAGUCAAGUUUCAUGCAAGCAUUCCGUCACAGAACAAAAACAAUAGCUGGAUUCUUCACACAAACCUCGUUUUCUAGCAAGCCCAUGUCUCAGCGUUUUGUCUCCAUCACGGAUUUUGGUACUGAUUCCAACCUGCUCUCCCUUAAUUUUUUGCCUUGUCAUGCCAAAAUCAAAGCAGCUACCAAACAAGGUAUCUUAUUAUGCGUGAAUGAAAAUAACACAAGAAGAUUACGAAUACCCGAAUAUUAUGUCUGCAAGCCUAGUACCGAAGAAUGGCACCCCAUACCAAAUCCUAGAACACGAUACUUCACCGAAGGAAUUGGCAUGGUGGCAAUCAGAUUAGAUCCUUUAUGCUAUAAGAUAGUUCGAUUUUCAAAACCUAAGUGUGCAUGCAUCAACUACAAGUCUAUAUCGUACAAUGCUCUUCAUUGCGAAAUUUUUUCAUCCGAGACAUGGGCAUGGAAACGAUUAAAUGAUGUUUUGUUGCCAUGGGGCGAGCUCUUAAGUUGGAAACCUGCCGUGUCUACACGCGGUGCACUUCAUUGGCUUAUAACCAACAACAAAAUCUUCGCAUUUUUUGUAGAUACUGAGAGUUGGAUAACAUUUGAACUACCUUUCGCUUUGUGCAAUGAGCAUCAUUUUGAGCAUAUGAAGGUAGUGGAGUAUGGUGGCCGCCUUGCGAUGCUUUGCAUGGAAGAGAGUUCUUUGCACCUGUGGGUAAUGGAAGAUUAUGACACCAAAGUUUGGAGUAAGAGACAAACUAUGAGCAUUGAAGCCGUUCAGCGUGUAGAACACGAUACGUCUCCCUUAUGUUUUGACAAUUCUGAUAUUGCACUCAUGCAGGGGUUUUGCAGCCUAAUAUUGUACAACUUUAAAACUUGCAACUCCAAUGUAUGCAAGUUGAGGAUCGAUGACCAUCCAGAUGAAGUUUUUCCCUUCCAAUCUGAUAUAGAAUAG
Messenger RNA from Corylus avellana, 1071 nucleotides. The record is from RefSeq and is a predicted model, not a curated record. NCBI's taxonomy places the organism in Eukaryota, Viridiplantae, Streptophyta, Magnoliopsida, Fagales, Betulaceae.